AUGGCCAAGCGGCACUUGGCGGGAAUGGUGCGGUCGAGCCCAAACGUGGUGAAGUUUGACUCCGAACCUGAAGAGUCCUCGCGCCCGAACUCCUCGCCAUCCACGCGGCCUCCCCGCGCGCAGUCCAGCAAUGCGUGGCACGAUGUUAUGGAGAUGUGCCGGAAAGGUUUCACCACCAAAAUGAACAGUGUGGGCAAUGAGAUAUUGCAGGAUGUGCGCAGCGAAGUUCAGCGUGCGGUCGCGCAGCUGAAGUACGAAAUCUCUAGCAUGUUGGAGGCCAGAGAAAAGACUUCCAGCAACAAAAUGGAGUCUGUGCUUCUCAACAUAGACAAGCUACAGAAGACCACGGAAGAAGGGGUCAUGAACAUUCACUUCGAUCUUUCUCCAGUCCUGCAGGAGAUGCAGCGAGUUAACGACAUCCAUGUCGAGGACCGCAAGAGACUGGAAGGACAAAUGGAGAAGCUUGGCCAGCAGAUGAAAGAGGUCCAGGUCCGGGCAGAUCUAGAAGAGGAGCGGCUCCAGAAGUUGCUCGAGAAGCAGGAGCAGACGGAAAGUUUGAUCGUCGGCGUGCAGAAGUUCCAGGACAUGCUGGCGCUGUCUAUCGAGCAGACGACAGACGAGGUUCAAAAGUCAGGCGUGCAGGUGCACCAGGACUACGACAACCUGGUCGCUUUCAACACUGAGACGUCGAGGCAGCUCAUGCAACGGCUCGAGGAGCCUCUCACCAUGGACACCGCGGAGCUGCAUCGUGAACUCAAGAAAAACCAAACUGCAUUGUCUGCCGACUUCCGCAUGGUUCUGAGCGAGAUCGGAAAGAUCCAGCAAGCGCUGCAUCUGGACUUCAUUCAGAUGGCGGAAUUCGUCAAAGAGGAGAAGGAGCAAAAGCGUCCAAGCCUCCCGCCCGUGGAAGCCGCAUGCGUAGAGGCGCCAUCGCCGGAGCCGAAGCUGGUCGAGGAGCCGAAGGCACGGGCAGUGCCCAGCAAUGCGCACAGCGGUGCGCAAAGCGGUGCCCAGAGCAUGGGAGUGAGCCACGUGACCGCCAAGGAAAAGCCCAGAUCCUCGCUGAAGCAUAGCGCCACCGCACCUGCCGACAAGGAGGAAUCGACGUUGAACAUGUCAAUGACCAGUGAGCUGGUCUAUGCUGCAGCGAAACGCGGGAGUGUUGGUCCUGGAAUGAACUCAGAGAACGCUUUCUCGGCCAAGAAGCACAAGCGCGUCCGAGAAUUUUGGAGCCAAACGGAGCCAAAUCCUGUGGAAACGACCGCCGUCCAGACAGACCCGGUGAAGUUCCAGGCCCAGCGCGGCCGAAGGAGUACGCACCCGAACGGGGAAAAGACCUUAGCCGCGCCGAAGCCCAAGCCGAAACCCAAACCCCAAAGAGUCUUUCAGGAUGCAGAGGCGAUGAAGCAAAAGGCACGCCAAGCGAGAGUCAAGCCGCAGUACAAUGUUUUCGACCGCUAUUACAAGACGGGCUGCGCGCAGUUCGUCGCCAAGCAUUGGCUGUUCGAAUACGCAACUCUGUUUGUGGUGUGCUUGAAUACUGUCUGGAUCGCCAUCGACACGGACUUGAACACCUUCUCCAUCAUCACGAAUGCGCCCAUUGAGUUCCAGAUCGCGGAGAACUUCUUCUGCGGCUACUUUUUCGGUGAGCUGCUCAUUCGGUUCUGCGCCUUCCAACACAAGAGGCAUUGCUUGCAAGACUAUUGGUUUCUUUUCGACCUUUUCCUUGUAGUCCUCAUGGUCGCAGAGACAUGGAUUGUCCCGCUGGUGUUCAAUGCGCUUGGAUUGAGGGAGCAGGACGCCUUCCGAAGUUUGAGCUGCAGUAGGGUUCUAAAUGGAUGUUUCCAGCAUUGCAUAAAUAGUUGGAUGUUCCAUCACGCCGCUUUUUUGUUUCAGGCUCGAGAGUUGGAGCGGCAUCAAAAGAUUGUUCAGAGUUUGCGAGAUUGA
Messenger RNA from Symbiodinium necroappetens, 1947 nucleotides. The record is from the annotation of a GenBank genome assembly. Lineage: Eukaryota; Dinophyceae; Suessiales; Symbiodiniaceae.